This is a messenger RNA of Arachis stenosperma, 1930 nucleotides long. Its product is annotated as DUF21 domain-containing protein At4g14240-like. The record is from RefSeq and is a predicted model, not a curated record. Gene Ontology annotation, cellular component: intracellular membrane-bounded organelle. The transcript has 14 exons. The coding region runs from base 16 to 1683 and encodes 555 amino acids. NCBI's taxonomy places the organism in Eukaryota, Viridiplantae, Streptophyta, Magnoliopsida, Fabales, Fabaceae. Gene Ontology annotation, biological process: magnesium ion homeostasis.
CUCUGUAGCACGUGGAUGCAUGCAGAGAUCACGUGCACCAAUAAUUUCCAAUUAUCGGGUCCGGGGUCGAAGCCAACCAACCUUGAAGUCCUGCCUGGCUGCUACCAUUACCAUUCACCGCACCAAAGCAUAUCCCUCGACGACGACGAAGAAGAAGUAGCCGUUGAAUCAAGGAUCAGGAUGGUGAAUUUGCUUAACGCGUUAAUGGUGACUCGGAUGUUGACUCGGGAGCACCUUCAGGCUGAGGCGGUGUCAGCUCUUGGCAGCGAGAUUCCGUUUGGCGAUGUGUGGUGGUUCGUGUACGCCGGCAUCUCCUGCUUCCUUGUGCUCUUUGCAGGGAUCAUGUCCGGCCUCACCCUCGGUCUUAUGUCUCUUGGUCUCGUCGACCUCGAGAUCCUUCAGCGCAGUGGUUCUCCUUCCGAGAAGAAGCAAGCCGCGGUUAUACUUCCCGUGGUUCAGAAACAGCACCAGCUUCUUGUCACUUUGCUUCUCUGCAAUGCUGCUGCCAUGGAGGCUCUUCCCAUAUACCUUGAUAAGAUAUUCAACCAGUUUGUUGCCAUCAUUCUCUCUGUCACUUUUGUUCUCUUCUUCGGGGAGGUUAUUCCACAAGCAAUUUGUAGUAGAUAUGGUCUUGCUGUAGGUGCCAACCUUGCAUGGCUUGUGCGAAUUUUGAUGAUAAUCUGUUAUCCAGUUGCCUAUCCUGUUGGAAAGGUUCUGGACCACCUGUUGGGGCACAAUGAGGCUUUAUUUAGGCGUGCUCAAUUAAAAGCUCUUGUAUCCAUUCACAGCCAGGAGGCUGGGAAAGGUGGUGAGCUUACACAUGAUGAGACUACAAUUAUCAGUGGAGCGCUUGAUUUGACUGAAAAGACUGCUGAGGAGGCUAUGACUCCUAUUGAAUCAACAUUUUCUUUGGAUGUUAAUUCAAAAUUGGACUGGGAGGCAAUGGGAAAAAUUCUCGCUCGUGGGCACAGCCGAGUUCCUGUCUAUUCUGGAAAUCCAAAGAAUAUUAUCGGUCUUCUGCUUGUCAAAAGUCUCCUCACUGUACGGCCAGAAACAGAGACCCCUGUCAGUGCUGUGUCGAUUCGGAGAAUUCCACGGGUUCCAUCAGAUAUGCCUCUCUAUGAUAUUCUUAAUGAGUUCCAAAAAGGAAGUAGUCAUAUGGCCGCUGUUGUUAGAGGCAAGUCGAAAGGGAAAGAAACUCCGCAGAUAAUUGAAGAGAAACAAGAAGAAAGCACUAGUAUUGAUGGGGAUUCACAGUUGACUACUCCAUUACUUCAGAACCAUGACGAUAAAUCAGAAAGUGUAGUCGUUGAUAUUGACAAGUCUCCAAGGUCACCCAGUGUUAAUAAACUAACUGGUUUGCAACGUAGUGAUAGCAAAACAAAUUCGUUUGAAAAUAUUGAAGAGGGUGAAGUGAUUGGUAUUAUCACAUUGGAAGACGUAUUUGAAGAACUUCUGCAAGAAGAAAUUGUUGAUGAGACAGAUGAAUAUGUUGAUGUUCAUAAGAGAAUACGUGUGGCUGCAGCUGCAGCUGCUUCCUCAGUGGCACGAGCUCCAUCAACCCGAAGGUUGACUAGCCAAAAGGGAGCAGGAGGCCAAAGUAAGCCCGGGCAAACUCCUAAGAAAUCUUCAGAGGAUCAUGGAUCCAAUUCUACAAGGUUUAGCCCGCCAACCUGCCGUUAGCACGAGAUAAAGGAGGAAUUCGGGACUACUUCACUAAACAGGGCGGGGCAGGCUAGGCCGUUUGCCACCCUCUGCAAGGUGAUGUUUACGAGGAAAAGUUGUGGAUAGUUUUUAUUUAUUUAUUUGAUUAUGUUAUCUAUAAAUUUUACAAGUUCCCUUCUAAAGAAGGAAUAUUUAUAUAUAUGUAUGCAUGUAUCAAUAUUACUGUUUAUUGAUAUUCUAAUGAAAGCUAAGAUUAUUGGAGUAA